Prunus avium (sweet cherry) is the source of this 1365-nucleotide messenger RNA. RefSeq lists its product as uncharacterized. NCBI's taxonomy places the organism in Eukaryota, Viridiplantae, Streptophyta, Magnoliopsida, Rosales, Rosaceae. The record is from RefSeq and is a predicted model, not a curated record. Gene Ontology annotation, molecular function: ubiquitin binding.
AACAAAUGCUCCCUGGCAAUUAGAAGGCCGAACCAAACAAAACAAAGCACCAAACACGAAACCUAACCCCAAAGGCAAAACCCAUAACUUUUUCCCCUUUCUCACCAAAUCCCUACAAUCCCCUCAAAACCCUAACCCUAAUUUAUCUUUAAAAUCAUCCGAUUUGAAUCGGUGGUGUGGUUGAUUCGUUCGGAAUUGAGAGCCGAGAGAGAUAGAGUGAAGGAUGUCUGCGGCAGUGUGUGGAAGCAAGAGGUCCUUUUUCGAAGAGCUUCCUCCAUCGCCACCUCUCUCAAAGAGGCUUCGCUGUUCUUCUUCUACAUCUCCCAUUCGCUUCUCUGCUCCUUAUCUUCUCGAUCAGCUUCGCUCGCUCUUCCCUCAGAUGGACCCCCAGGUUCUUGAGAGAGCAUUGGAAGAAUGUGGCAAUGAUAUAGAUGCUGCCGUCAAGAUGCUGCAUGAGCUUCGCAUAGGAUCUGCAGAAGAAAAUUCUGCCUCUGCUGCAGAACAAGAUGAUUCGGUAGCUCAAGGUAUAUUGACUAAUGAUGAAUCUGCAGCUGCUUCUGAGAAUCCAUCAGUUCCUAGCAACCUGCCUGUAGAUGGUGCCGAAUGGGUUGAACUGUUUGUCAGGGAAAUGAUGAGUGCCAAUAGUGUGGAUGAUGCUAGGGCCCGUGCUGCAAAAGUGCUAGAGGUUUUAGAAAAAUCCAUCAGUGCACGUGCUGGUGCUGAGGCAACCCAAAGUUUUCAAAAGGAAAAUAUGCUGCUGAAACAACAAAUUGAAGGACUGAUAAGGGAGAAUACCAUUCUUAAACGAGCUGUUUCUAUCCAGCAUGAACGUCAGAAAGAGUAUGAGGAGCGGAACCAAGAAUUCCAGAAUCUGAAGCAGUUGGUGUCUCAAUAUCAGGAACAGUUGAGAACACUUGAGGUUAACAACUAUGCCUUGACAAUGCAUCUGAAGCAGGCUCAGCAAAGCAACUCCAUCCCUGGACGUUUUCAUCCUGAUGUCUUUUAAUGAAAGUGACCAAAUUUAGCAUUUUGAUGAUAUAGAGUCGGCAAUACAUGCUCUGUCGUGAGCCCGUUUAAGAUUGUGUCUGUUGAAGUAUGCGCAUUUGUAGAUUGAGGCUGCUUUAUGUCUUUGAUAUUCCCAGUCCAGGUCUGUGGCGAUCUGUCAAUCAAUUGUGGAAUCGCUGAACUAUUCGGUUUAUAUUGGUGAAUUUGUAUUUUACAUCUAUGUAGUUUGUAAAAGAUGGAAUUUAACAUAAAGGUGAGAACAUGAUUGUUGGUGGUGCAUAUAGUUGAGCUGCAUUCCUUCUACCGUAAUGCCCGUAUUGACUUCAGAAUGUGGUUUGCACUGUUUAUCUGAGACACUCA